Molecule: messenger RNA, 10347 nt
Organism: Globicephala melas (long-finned pilot whale)
Lineage: Eukaryota; Metazoa; Chordata; Mammalia; Artiodactyla; Delphinidae
Product: zinc finger protein 304-like
Biological process (GO): regulation of transcription by RNA polymerase II
Cellular component (GO): nucleus
Molecular function (GO): DNA-binding transcription factor activity, RNA polymerase II-specific; RNA polymerase II cis-regulatory region sequence-specific DNA binding
Source: RefSeq, a predicted model, not a curated record
AAAUUCAAAACCAGAAUGGUCCGACUCUCCAAGGGAUCCUGCCUUCAUUGUAUUGUUGCAGGUUUAUUUUUGGACAUGGAUUUACCGUCACAUUCCCUGGAGAAUCCCCCAGAUUCCGGACAUAGUGCUCCAGGAUUCCAUUGAGAGCAGCAACUCAGUUUCCUCUAGUAAAAAAUAGUAAUCAUCAUCACCUGGGCAGUAGAGCAUUUCACUUUUUUUCUAAGUGGCAUGAGGAGCCCAAAAUGACCAAUUGGCUGUCUCAUAUCUCAAUUCAGGUUUAUAAUAUUAUUCUGCUGGUGGAAUUUUUCUCCCUUAAAGAAAAAGUCCUCCCAACAUGCAGAAUUUACCAUUGAGGGGAUGAGUAGCAGAAAUUACUUGAGAGGGUUAUUAGGUAAUAUAACGUGGAAAAGUAGGCUUGCUAGAUUUAGUAAACAAUAUCUGGCUCAGUAAAUUUUGAAAAUUUCUAACUCCCUAUGCACAUAUACACUGAAAUAAGAAGGAAAUAUUGCAUAGGACAUACUUAUAUAAAAAUCAUUUGUUGUGUUUCUGAAGGAAAUUAUAACUAAGUUUCAUACCUCUUUAAGUAUACUUACCUGGUAAUUUGCUUCUUCUUAACUUUUCCUUGUUUUGUAUUAUUUGUUUAUAAAAUUCCUUGUAAUUACCCUCUAUAUUCCAUUUAGUUUGUUUCAUAGUUUCCAGGGUAGUCUCAUCCAAUUUAUUUGAUUCCUUUGUCCACUGAACAUUCCUCAUGGAGACACAGGCUGUAAGUAGCAUUGUGAGCUGGAGGACAGAUGAUACUGUCCAGUGUGGAAGACCACUACAACUUCUCCUUUGAUUUUUAAAAAUCUUUUUCACCCACAUUCUUCUUAAUAACAAUCUUAUUUUAUCGUCUUCUUUGCUAGUAGUGGAAAAUUUAUAUCUCUCAUGCUUAACUGUUAUUACAUGCUGUUUUAUAGUUGACUGCCCAUCAUUUCCAAUAUUGAUCAAACAAUUGCACUGUGUCAACUUUUUGCAAACCAUUACAAAAAGUGGACUACAAGAGACUUAAGGCAUCCUAACAAAUCAGUAUAGGAACCGGAACGAAAAUCAUUAAAUAUAGGAAAUACCCUGUAUAGACAGAACUGGCCACCCUAUUGCAGAUGUGUCUCAUGAACCUACCACUGUUCCUGAAACUGAGUAGAGGUUUAUUGAACACGUGUUAGAGCAGUAAAUACACAUGACAUUAUGGUUCUCCUAUUUAUUUUUUACAUUUCCAGUAAGUUCUUCAAAAUGUCAUCUCGACCCUAUCUCUCCAAGUUGUUAGAGUCCAACGUUUUCAAAUGUGAAAAGGAAGCACUGUUUGGAGAUAAAAACCUGAGUGUGGUGAAGGUUCUAGCACAGCCACAGGUGCAAUUUCAUUCUAUGACUUUUUCAGACGUCUCUGUCUCUCACUCCAACUUCACUGAGAUCUUAACUUUCUUUUGGCUGUAACAUACGUUUCUCUACAUUUUUGUCAAUUUUGUUGCAUAGCUACAUAAUUAUUAUUAUUAACUUUUUGUAAUAUCCAUUUCAUAAGUAAUUUUCAGAGAUAAUUUCAACUCCCUGUGCAUUCACUGUUGCUGCAAUUUCAGGUGAAUUGCUAAAUCAGUUUCCAUAAAGGAGAUGAGACCAUGGAAUGCCAAACCUUUUUUUCCAUGGUAAGAUGCCCCCUUUGCACAAAGGUUUCGACAGUUAGAAGGUCACCUGCUAUCUUGGCAGAAAAUGGCAUGUGAUUAUUUGCUCUCCUUUACAGACAGGUUUCAGAUUUUAAAAGAAAUGGAAAAUACCUCAGAGAAUAAUAAAUAUCUCAAUAAAUUUUACUUGCUAGGUCAGAAAGCAAUCAAUGAUUAUCAAGGCCAGAAAGAUAUCCCUCUCCAACUCUCCCUUAUGCCCUGUCUUUUCUUGAAUAUUGAAGGUCAUGAAACAUCUUCCAAAACUUCAGUCAACAUGUCUUUGACAAGCAAGAAGAUAGCUGAUAGCAUAGAGGGAACAUACCUCAACUUAAAAAAGGCCAUAAAAACCUACAGCUAACAUCAUACUCAAUGGUGAAAAGCUAAAAGCGUUUUCUCUAAGAUUGGAAACAAAAUAAGACAAGUGACUUGCUACUUUUAUUCAACAUAGUUUUGGAAGUCCUAGCUAUGGCAAUCAGAGAAGAAAAAGAAAUAAAAGGAAUCCAAAUGGGAAAAGAAGUUAAACUCUCACUGUUUCCAGAUGACAUGAUACUAUACAUAGAAAAUCCUAAAGACACUACCAGAAAACUACUCGAGCUCAUCAAUGAAUUUGGUAAAGUUGCAGGUUACAAAAUUAAUACACAGAAAUCUGUUGCAUUUUUAUACACUAACAAUGAAAGAUCAGAAAGAGAAAUUCAAGAAAUAAUUCCAUUUACCAUUGCAUCAAAAAGAAUAAAAUAACUAGGAAUAAACCUACCUAAGGAGAUAAAAGACCUGUACUCUGAAAACUAUAAGAUGCUGAUGAAAGAAAUUGAUGAUGACACAAACAAAUGGAAAGAUAUACCAUGUUUUGGAUUGGAAGAAUCAACAUUGUCAAAAUGACUAUACUACCCAAGGCAAUCUACAGAUUCCAUACAAUACCUAUCAAAUUUUAAAAUGGCAUUUUUUACAGAACUAGAACAAAAAAAUCUUAAAAUUUGUGUGGAGACACAAAAGACCCUGAAUAGCCAAAGCAACCUUGAGAAAGAAAAACAAAGUUGGAGGAAUCAUUCUCCCUGACUUUGGACUAUACUACAAAGCUAUAGUCAUUAAAACAGUAUGGUACUGGCACCAAAAACAGUAAUAUAGAUCAAUAGAGCAGGAUAGAAAGCCCAGAGACAAACCCACACACCUAUGGUCAAUUAAUCUGUGGCAAACGAGGCAAGACUAUACAAUGGAGGAAAGACAGUCUCUUCAAUAAAUAGUGUUAGGGGACUUCCCUGGUGGUGCAGUGGUUAAGAAUCCGCUUACCAAUGCAGGUGACACAGGUUUAAUCCCUGGUCCUGGAAGAUCCCACAUGCUGCAGAGCAACCAAGCCUGUGCGCCACAACUACUGAGCCUGUGCUCUAGAGACCACGAGCCACAACUACUGAGCCCAUGUGCCACAACUAUUAAGGCCCACUUGCUCUAGGACCUGUGCUCCACAACAAGAGAAGCCACUGCAAUGAGAAGCCCAUGCACCACAACGAAGAGUAACCCCCGCUUGCCACAACUAGAGAAAGCCCACACAGCAAUGAAGACCCAAUGCAGCCAAAAAUAAAUAAAAUUAAAAAAAAAUAGUGCUGGAGAAACUGGACAGCUAAAUGUAAAAAAAUUAAAGUAGAACAUUCUUUAAGACCACACACGAAAAUAAACUCAAAAUGGAUUAAAGACCUAAUUCUGAGACCAGACACUAUAAAACUCUUAGAGGAAAACAUAGGCAGAACAUUCUCUGAUAUAAAUUGCAGAAAGAGCUUUUUUGAUCCAUCUCCCAGAGUAAUGGAAAUAAAAACAAAAAUAAACAAAUGGGACCUAAUUAAACUCAAAAACUUUUGCACAGCAAAGGAAACCAUAAACAAAAUGAAAAGACAACGCACAGAUGGGAGAAAAUAUUUUCAAAUGAUGUGACCGACAAGGGAUUAGUCUCCAAAAUUUACAAACAGCUCAUGCAGCUUAAUAUCAUCAAAAUAGACAACCCGAUUAAAACAUGGGCAGAAGACCUAAAUAGACAUUUCUCCAAAGUAGACAUACAGAUGGCCAAGAGACACAUGAAAAGAUGUUCAACAUCACUAAUUCUUAGAGAAGUGCAAAUCAAAACUACAAUGAGAUAUCACCUCACACCAGUUAGAAUGGCUAUCAUCAAAAAAUCCACAAACGGGCUUCCCUGGUGGCACAGUGGUUGAGAGUCCACCUGCCAAUGCAGGGGACACAGGUUCGUGCCCCGGUCCGGGAAGAUCCCACAUGCCGUGGAGCGGCUGGGCCCGUGAGCCAUGACCGCUGAGCCUGUGCAUCCAGAGCCUGUGCUUCGCAACAGGAGAGGUCACAACAGUGAGAGACCCGCGUACCACAAAAAAAAAAUUUAAAAAUCCACAAACAAUAAAUGCAGGAGAGGAUGUGGAGAGAGGAAACCCUCCUACACUGUUAGUGGGAAUGUAAAUUGGUGCAGCCACUAUGAAGAACAGUAUGGAGGUUCCUUAAGAAACUAAAAAUAGAGCUACCAUGUGAUCCUGUAAUCCCACUCCUGGAUAUAUAUCUGGAGAAAAUCAUGGUCCAAAGGGAUACAUGCACCAAAAUGUUCAUUGCAGUGUUCUUUACAAUAGCCAAGACAUGGAAGCAGCCUAAAUGUCCAUUGACAGAAAAAUGGAUAAAGAAGGUGUGGAUGUGUUACAUACAUACAAUGGAAUAUUACUUAGCCAUUAAAAAGAAUGAAAUAGGGCUUCCCUGGUGGCGCAGUGGUUGAGAGUAUGCCUGCCAAUGCAGGGGACGCGGGUUCGUGCCCCGGUCCGGGAAGAUCCCACAUGCCGCGGAGCAGCUGGGCCCGUGAGCCAUGGCCGCUGAGCCUGCACGUCUGGAGCCUGUGCUCUGCAACGGGAGAGGCCACAACAGUGAGAGGCCCACGUACCGCAAAAAAAAAAAAAAAAAAAAAGAAUGAAAUAAUGCCAUUUGCAGCAACAUGGAUGGACUUAGAAAUUGUCAUACUGAGUGAAGUAAGUCAGACAAAGACAAAUAUCGUAUGAUAUCACUUAUAUGCAAAAUAUAAGAAAUGAUACAAAUGAACUUAUUCACAAACAGAAACAGACUUACAGACUUAGAGAACGAACUUAUGGUUACCAGAGGGAAGGGCAGGCAGGGGGGCAGAUAGUUAGGGAGUUUGGGACUGACAUGUACACAUUGGUAUACUUAAAAUGGAUAACCAACAAGGACUUACUGAAUAGCACAGGGAACUCUGCUCAAAAUUCUGUAACAGCUAAUUGGGAAACGAAUUUGAAAAAGAGUAGAUACACGUAUAUGUAUACUGAAUCACUUUGCUGUACACUUGAAACUAACACAAUAUUGUUAAUGAACUGUACCCCAAUAUAAAAUAAGUUAAAAAUAAAACGUCUAGGAUUGGCUCUCAAAGUGUGUCUGAGGCUGAAAUGUCUCUAUUUACAGAGCUAGGGAAAACUCUAGGGGUCACUUCCUGUUACCCAAUCAGCACAGUGAUUGGAUAAAUGUCAUGGAAGGAACUAUUUUAGAGAAUCCGAAUAGAUUCAGUUUCCCAUGGAAACUCCAAUAGGAGAAACCAUGAUUUAUUAAAGAGGCCUCCACAUUGGUUUGGUGGUAGAUUUUCUUUAUUGUAUUUUAUCUAUUUUAGACUUUAUGGGUUGCAUUUUGGGGGGAAACAGAUUGGUUUUCCUGAUCUAGGGAAUUUUUUCUCAUUGCCUGGAGAGUUUGAGGGAGUCAGAGAAUUGAGAUCUGGUAGUUGUAAUCGAAUUGGGUUACCUAAUCUAUUUUUCUUUUUUUCAUGAAAUAAGUCUUAAAAGACUUUUUGUCUAAAAUCAGCUGAUGAGCUAAAGUGUGCGAAGAACCUAUUUCGGAGUAGGCAUUUAGAAAACCAGAGGUUGUACACCAGUAGGGAAAAAUAAUGACACCUAUCAAUUUAGGGAACCUUCCUUCUUCUAAAUAACUAAGGAAGCAAUACGCGAACAAGUAUAGAGGGUAAAAAUCUCAACGAAAUAAAGGCCACAUGGACAAAAACACAGCUAUUAUCUACUCCAUGUAGAAAAUCUUGGAGAAGGAAAUACGCAAACACUCUUUGACAGAAAUGUAUUUGUUUAUUUGAAAUUUAAAUUUCAUUGAUUAUCCUAUGUUUAAUCUGGCCGCCCUACCUGGAACAUCCUAUUUUACAAAUCAUGCCUAACAUGAAGACAAUCAGCAGUAGCCUCAGUUUCAUGCUGAAGUACUAAAAGCCAAUGAGACAUGCAUUCAUUGGAAGAAAAAGAACAACACAAAGCAAAAACCUAUAAGAAAAUAGGCUAUAUAAAGAAGAAAACAAAAGCCAAAGGGAAAAUAAGUCAUCACUCAAAGAUCCUCCUAAUUCAUGUGGAUGGAACCCAACUGGGUUCCAGUAUCCUCCUAAGUUCUUCACAUGUCAUCCAUCCUUUGUAUCUCAGAGGUGACAAGUCAUCCUGAAUUUCCUUCUUGGAGCAGAAGGGACUUGGAUCUGAGAGCAGAGUCCUGGGGCUCUGUGACCUUUGAGGACGUGGCUGUGUACUUUUCCCAGGAGGAAUGGAGGCUUCUUGAUGAGGCCCAGAGACUCCUGUACCGUGAUGUGAUCCUGGAGAACUUUGCACUUGUUGCAUCAUUGGGGUAUUGGCAUAGAGCAGAGGAUGAGGAGACACCUUCUGAGCAGAAAGUUUCUGUAGAAGUGCCACAAAUAAAUACUUCAAAGACAGACCUGUCCACCCUGAAGUCCUAUCCCUGGCAGAGGUUCUGCCUGUACUUAGAAGGAGGUUUGCAUCUAGCUGAGGACCUUGGCACAAACCAUGGUCAGAAACUGUGUGGGGCAGGUGUGAACUUUCACCAGCACAGUGGAGAGGAACUCUUUAGAAGACAUGUGGGUAAGACCUUUAUGAAGAGCCACACAGUCCAUGCAUACAAGAAGUCUUUCACAUGCCAGGAGCCUGGGAAGGAUUUCCCUGGUACCUCUGGCCUUCUCCAGCAGCAGGUCACUUCACCAAAAGACACCAAGUGUGUAGAGGCCUCUCACAAUGGACAAAGGCAGUAUAAAUGCCACGAAUGUGGGAAAGCCUUCUGCCGGAAGUCUAGGCUUGCUCAGCACCAGAGAGUCCACACUGGAGAGAGACCUUAUGAAUGUGAUGAAUGUGGGAAAGCCUUUGGCUGUAAAUACAUACUUGUUCAGCACUGGAGUGUCCACACUAGAGAAAAGUCUUAUGGGUGCAGCGAAUGUGGGAAAGCUUUUAGCGACAAACACACACUUGUUCGGCACCAGCAAAUUCACACUGGAGAAAGGCCUUACAAAUGCAGUGAAUGUGAGAAAGCCUUCUGUCGCAAAUACAGACUUGCUCAGCACCAGAGAGUCCACACUGGAGAGAGGCCUUAUGAGUGCUGCGAAUGUGGGAAAACCUUCACCCGUAAACCAAUACUAUUUAAGCACCAGAGAAUCCACACUGGAGAAAGGCCUUAUAAGUGUAGUGAAUGUGAUAAAGUCUUUAGAUGCAACUCCAGCCUCAUUACUCAUAGAAGAAUUCACACAGGGGAAAGGCCUUAUGAGUGUAGAGAAUGUGGGAAGUUCUUUAGCCAAAGCUCUCAACUUAUUGUGCACCAGAGAAUUCACACUGGAGCCAAGCCUUAUGAGUGCAGUGAAUGUGGGAAAACCUUCACCACUAAAAGCAAACUUGUUCAGCACCAGAGAGUCCACACAGGAGAAAGGCCUUAUGAAUGUGGAGAAUGCAAGAGAGCCUUCAGCUGUAAACGCAUGCUUGUUCAGCACCAGAGAAUCCACACUGGAGAGAGGGCUUAUGAGUGCAGUGAAUGUGGGAAAGUCUUUAGGUACAUCUCCAGCCUCAUUAAACAUAGAAGAAUUCACACUGGGGAAAGGCCUUAUGAGUGUAGUGAAUGUGGAAAGUUCUUUAGGCAAAGCUCCCACCUUAAAGUCCACCAGAGAAUUCACACUAUAGCAAACACUUAUGAGUGUAGUGAAUGUGGGAAACAUUUUAGCCAAAACUCUACUCUCAUUUUGCACCAGAGAGUUCACACUGGAGCAAAGGCUUAUAAGUGCAGUGAAUGUGGGAAACGUUUUAGCCAAAGCUCUACUCUUAUUAAGCACCAGAGUUCACAUUGGAGAAAAACCACGAGUGCACUAAAUGUGGUGAUUUCUUCAGCCAAAACUCCCAGCUUACUCAACACCAAAAAGUUCAUGCUACAGAAAGGCAUCGCCAGUACAGGAAAUGUGGAAAAUUUUUCUGUCAAAGUCUGCUCUGACUGAGCACCAGAAACUUAACAGCCAAGAUGGACCCUAUGAGUGCAGUGAAUGUAAGAAAGCUUUCAGCUGAAGGUCUAACCUCAUUCGUCACCAGAAAGUUCCUACUGGAGAAAGGCCUUCAAAUGAGAUGAGGAGAGCAGCGAAUAAGCUGUCUUCUUAGUUAAUACAUCAUACUGAAUAGGCUCUGUGAGGGAGUCAUCAACUGGAAGUUGAAUGCCAUACAUCUGAACAGCCCUAGUGUGUAGAUUGCCUCUGAGUACCAGGUUCGUAGGGAGCUUUUAAGUAGCUAUGCUGUACUUUCUGACUUAAUGUCACUGUGAGUUUCUUACAUCACCCAAGUGGUAGAUCCCCAUUCUUGGCACCAGCCACCUCAGUGUGAUCAGGGUAUGUAGAUCUUUGUGCUCUCUUAUCCCCUUAGAAAUGCAUGAAUAGCCUGAGCACUUGGGUGUUGUCAUUCUCUUUGGUCCUGCCAGGACCAAAGCAGCUUUGACCAAUGGAAUCCAGUCUCGGUUCUGCUGGUGGCUCACAACUUAUUUGGUGGCAUUGUCUCAUAUCAUGCUCAGGAUAGGUUUUUCAAGGUCUAAGUCACUCUGUUUGGGAACUAUUUGCCUCAGUUUGCUCCACUCUAUACCAUAAUGAAGACUAUUUAAGCCACCUUUCAUCUUGGGGUUUGUUCACUUUCAGACUGGUGUUGAGAACCAAAUUGGACUCUCAGGAUGAUGAGGAACUGGUUUUGUGAGUGUUCCAAACUUCUUAUACCUCAAUGAGGAUAGUAUCAUGGCAGAGAAUAGUUUUCACUCCAGUUUUGGUCCAAUCUGUUGUCCAAGGCCUCCUACGGUAGACUGCAGGGUUCUGUGGGACUAAUGUUGAAUUCUGGAUGUCAGAAUUUUUGGCGGGUCCUGAGGUCACCUGAGAUGAGGACAGUUGUGAGAACCACCAGUGAUUUUUGGAGCAACAUGAAUGGUUCUCUUUUUCACAUGGGAUAUCAUGUCAUGUCCCCAGUACUGUUCAAGAGAAGAAAUUCUCUAGGUCCAGCUGGAAAAGAGCCAUGUGCCAUAAUGUGCCCAAAGUGGUAGGCUGGUGUUCCUGAGUGUUAUAUUACAGGCAUCAGGUGGGAACCAUAUUUCAUACAGAAACAGUCAUGGAAAUAAUAGGGACUGAGAGACAAGCAAACAAGAAGGGAUGAGCCUUUUCUAAAGUUUCAUCCACAAAUAUUCCAGUGACUCUGUCGCUUUAGGAUAAAGUGUUUGAAGACAUUCUCAGGAGUUCCAGAGCUGUUCCUCUCCUCCUGAGCCCCUAGUCAGUGUCAGAUUGAAUAAUGUAAAGGUUUUAGGAAUCAGCAUCUGCAAACAAUUUAUCUCAAGGCCAUUGCUGCACAGUGAAAACAGUGAGGAAUGAGAGUGGAAAUUGUGUAGUCCAGGCAUGUGAAUUUUAGUACCCAGGCAGAGUUCCUGGAUAACUUAAGUGGAAAGAACUUUCACUGCUCACAAGUCUUCUUUGCUACUGCUACAGAUUCCCUCCCAUGGGCAAGGGGAUGUGAUGGGGUUAAUGUGAGGUUGCCAGAGUUCUACUGAAAAGGAGAUUCAGCAAAGAGAUUAAGAUUUUUAUUUGAAGCCAAUUUCUAUUGAAAUUUAAUUAGCUGUAUAGUUGGUAUGCACUGAACAGAACAUACCUAAAAUGCACAGCUUGGUAAGUUUUAGUACUUGUAAAGCCACGGAACCAUCAUAAUAACGAACAUCUGUCACUGCCAUAUCUACUUUCUGACAUCUCUCUCAGGGCUUUCAGGCAACUACUAUUGACUGACUUUUCUCUCAUUUCAAUUAGUUAGUGUUUUCUAGACUUUUAAUAUUAUUGGAGCCUUAAUGUUUACUUUUGUGUUUGUCUUUUUUUAUCUCCAUGCAUAGUUACUUUGAGAAUCAUCUAAGUUGCCGAUGUGAAUAAUUCACUUUUUUCAUGAUAAUAUACUGUUUGGAUAUACCAUUACUUCACUGGUAUUGAUCUGUUAAAGGAUGGCGUUUUGUGGUUUCCAGUUUGUCUCACAGAUAAGCUUACUAUUAGCGUACAUAAAAUCCUUUAUAUGAGCACAUGGUUUCAUUCUAAAAUGAAUGACUGUACCCAAAUGCAUUCCCAUUGACAGUAUGGGAACAUUCCAGUUCCCCUGUGUUCCUCACCAGUACUUGGUUGGUAUGGUCAGUAGUUUGAAUAUUUCCUGUUUUAAAAGCAUGGAGACAUAUCUCACUGUGGUGUGAUUGCAUUUCCCUAAUGAUUCAUGAUGUUGAACAUUUUUGUGUUCAUUUGCUAAGUGUAUAUCUUCUUUGACAAAAUGUCUGCUUUCUUAUUAGUAACUGAGAAGUUAAUAAAUGUGUUGGAAUUUGA